Molecule: messenger RNA, 1905 nt
Organism: Linum tenue
Lineage: Eukaryota; Viridiplantae; Streptophyta; Magnoliopsida; Malpighiales; Linaceae
Source: the annotation of a GenBank genome assembly
AUGAAUCGAUCGAGGCUAAUUCUUUCGGCCAUCAAGCUCUCCAGAAUUGCCUGCUCUACUAGACUUCACCCUGCUCCGCGGGUGCCCCUGCCCUCUCAGGUAACCAGUUUCUCUCAAAUUUCUCAGUCCGAGUCUCACUUUUUCCACGCCCAUCAAAGGCGCUGCUUCUCCUCCUCGGCGAACUCUGUGGUAGAACUACUGUUAGGAAAUCAUUGGUCUACGGAGUUGACGAACCAGUUGGAGAAUGCCCACUUCCCGAUUACCCAUGAGACGAUUGUUUAUAUCGUGAAGAAACUGGACCAAGCGCCAGACAAGGCAUGGGGUUUUUACAAUUGGGUCACAACGAGAGAUGGGUUUGUACCAAGCUCCUCGCUAUAUAACUUGCUGCUUAGAAUAUUUGCUAAGAAGGAUUCCAUGAAGAAGUUUUGGAUCACUCUAAGGAAAAUGGAGGAGCAGGGAUUUUGUUUGGAUGAGGAGACGUAUGGUACGCUUUUGGGGGUGUUUAAGAAGGAUCAAAUGCAGAGUGAUGCUGUGGCGUUGAAACAAUUUUAUGACAGGAUGAUUCGAGAAAAUGCGACGGAUGGUGUGGCGAAGAAGGUGGCUGGCGCUAUUGUGGAAGCAGAGUGGGGUGAUGAGGUUAAGAAAAGGUUGGAGGAUAUGAAGAUUGUGCUAUCCGAUAAUUUCGUGGUAAGAGUGUUGAGGGAGCUCAAGGAUCAUCCUUCCAAAGCUUUGAGCUUUUUCCGUUGGGUUGCUACGUGCGAGGGUUAUAAACACAACACCGUCACUUACAAUGCAAUGGCAAGGGUUCUUGGCAAGGAAGAUACAAUGGGGGAAUUCUGGAUCAUUGUUGAGGAGAUGAAGAGUGCUGGUUAUUAUAUUGAUAUUGAUAGCUAUAUGAAGAUCUCGGGGCGUUUCCGUAAGUACGAAAUGUAUGAGGAGUCAGUAACCCUUUAUGAGUUCAUGAUGGAUAGUCCGUUUAAACCCUCUACGCAAGACUGUAGUUUCCUACUUAGCAACAUGUCUGCAAGCCGUAAGCUGGAUCUGAGUUUAGUUUUCAGAGUUGCGAAGAAGUAUGCGGCGAGUGGGAAUGUUCUCUCGAGAGCUAUUUAUAAUGGGCUAUAUAGGUCGCUUGUGAAUGCAGGAAGCUUCGCAAAAGCAGACCAGAUUGUGAAUGCUAUGAGAUCUGCAGGACAUGAGCCAGAUAAUAUCACCUACAGCAACUUGGUUUUUGGUCUUUGCAAAGCAGGAAGAUUUGAAGAAGCUUCUAAAGUCUUGGAUGAUAUGGAAGCAAAUGGAUGUCCGCCGGAUAUCAAGACCUGGACCAUUUUAAUUCAAGGCCACUGUAAUGCUGGGCAGCUUGAAGAGGCACUAAUGUGCUUUGGUACAAUGAUGAGAAAAGAUGGUAGUGCUGAUGCUGAAUUGGUGGAGGUUUUGGUGAAGGGCUUUGUUGAUCAAAAGAGGAUAGAUUGUGGAUACACAUUCCUUGUCGAGAUGAUCAAUAAUGCUCAUGUGAGACCUCGGCAAGCUACAUAUAAACUUCUUAUAGAAAGCCUCUUAGGAGCAAGCAAACUUGAAGAGUCCAUGAAUCUCCUUCGUUUGAUGAGACAGCACAACUACCCUCCAUAUCCCGGGCCUUUUGUUCAAUACAUAUCCAAGCAUGGGACAGUGCAAGCUGCUGCAGAUCUCCUUCAGUCAUUGAGUAGUAAACAGUAUCCAUCACUGGAAGCUUAUAAGUAUGUUCUUGAAUCUUUCUUCAAGGAGGGCAGACAUUCUGAGGCACAGGAUCUGCUUUACAAAUGUCCUUAUCAUGUCCGCGAGCAUUAUCGAACUGGUAAGCUGUUUGGCUCGGCAAAGAAGGGUGAAACCGCAACCUUAGCCAAUGUAAACUGUCACAGUGUCACGUAA